CCACACCAACAUUUCUCCAUGGCUAUUCCUCUGAUCUAGCACACAAAAUCAUGCCUUCUUCAAUUUCCGGCAAAAACACCCUUUUUUCUCUGUUAUGCUGCCUGCUGUUCCUCUGUUUUUCCGGCAAUGUGGUCACCGGAACCACCUCCUUUGAUUUCCAAACACUUGCCCUCAGCAACUUGAAGUUCUUGGGCGAUGCCCAUUUGUUCAACAACAGUGUCAGACUCACUCGGGAUCUCCUUGUCCCCAACUCCGGCGCCGGCAGGGUUUUAUACAACAAACCCAUCAGAUUCCGGCAACCUGGGAACCCAACUCCGGCGAGUUUCAAUACAUACUUUUCGUUUUCGAUUGCUAAUUUAAACCCGGAUUCGAUUGGAGGUGGAAUGGCUUUUAUCAUAUCGCCCAACGAUGAAGCGGUUGGAGAUGCUGGUGGAUAUCUGGGUAUUCCCACCGGUGCCGUUGCUGUUGAAUUUGAUACUCUAAUGGACUUCGAAUUCAAAGAUAUUAAUGGGAACCAUGUGGGUUUGGAUCUGGGUUCUAUGGUUUCUUCUCAAGUUGCCGAUUUGGACUCCGUCAACGUUAAUUUACGAAGUGGCGAUGUGGUCAACUCGUGGAUCGAUUAUGCCGGUUCAACUCAGCAACUCAACAUCUCUAUCUCAUACAGCAACACAAAACCCAAGUCACCCAUCUUAUCAAUCACCAUGAAUCUCAAUCAAUACGUGGACGACUUUAUGUUUGUCGGGUUUUCCGGGUCAACUCAGGGAAGUACUGAAGUUCACUCACUUGAAUGGUGGAGUUUCAGCUCAUCUUUUGAUGACCCAGAUACAAAACCCGGUCCAAACUCACCACCACCAACCACCACCUUCAUGAAUCCCACCGCUAACACGGUGAACUCAUCACAGCCGUCCACGUCGCCAACAGAAUCAAACUCAACCAAUCCAACGGCCCAUACAACACAAAAACAGAGCAAAUGCCAUAACCAAUUAUGCAAGCAAGGUGCAGGGGCCGUGGCGGGUGUGGUGACAGCAGGUGCAUUCUUCUUAGCAUUAUGUGCAAUCUUGCUUAUAUGGGUUUACUCCAAGAAAUUCAAAAAAUCCAAAAAACCAGAGCUUUUUGCUACUGAUAUCUUCAAAACCCCUAAAGAAUUCUCAUACAAAGAGCUUAGGUUAGCAACAAAUUGCUUUGACCCGACCCGGGUGAUCGGGAAUGGAGCAUUUGGGACCGUUUAUAAAGGGAUAUUGUCAGACUCAGGGGAUGUUGUGGCUGUGAAGAGGUGUAGUCACAGUGAUGAUCAAGGAAAAGCCGAGUUUUUAUCGGAGUUAUCUAUCAUUGGAACACUUAGGCAUCGGAAUCUUCUGAGAUUACAAGGUUGGUGUCAUGAAAAAGGUGAGAUUAUGCUUGUUUACGACUUAAUGCCAAAUGGGUCACUUGAUAAAGCACUUUUCGAAUCAAGGUUCACAUUACCAUGGGCUCAUAGAAGAAAGAUUUUGAUGGGAGUGGCCUCAGCUUUAGCUUAUUUGCAUCAAGAAUGUGAGAACCAAGUGAUUCAUAGAGAUGUCAAAGCUAGUAACAUUAUGUUGGAUGAAGCAUUCAAUGCUAAAUUGGGCGAUUUUGGUUUGGCCCGAGAAAUUGAGCAAAAUAAGUCGCCGGACCCCACUGUGGCCGCCGGGACAAUGGGGUACUUGGCGCCGGAGUAUCUAUUAACCGGCCGGGCAAGUGAAAAGACGGAUGUUUAUAGCUUUGGUGCGGUGGUGCUAGAGGUGGCUAGUGGCCGUCGGCCUAUCGAGAAGGAGGCGACUGGGGUGGGGAUUAAUGGACAGAAAAGCAGUUUGGUAGAUUGGGCAUGGGGUUUGCACCGGGAAGGGCGGUUGUUGGACGUGGCCGAUCCACGGUUGUGCGGGGAGUUUGAGGACGCGGAGAUGAGGAAGGUGUUGUUAGUUGGGUUGGUAUGUUCGCACCCGGACCCAGCGGUUCGGCCCACAAUGCGGAAUGUGGUUCAGAUGCUUGUGGGUGAGGCUGUGGUGCCUGUGGUUCCAAGGGUUAAACCCUCAUUAAGCUUUAGCACAUCAGAUUUGCUAUUGAAUUUGCAAGAUAGUGUGUCUGAUAUGAAUGAGAUGAUCAUAACCCUCUCCACCUCUUCCUCAUCAGAACACAGCUUCCAUGGUGAUCAUGGGUUGGAGCUGGCUUGACCCGACCCGACCCAGAGAAUUGUGACCCAUGUGGGUCUUACAAAUUUUGUUUUUAUUCCAACUCUACAGAGUGUAUUUACUUGAUUUGUUGAUUUUUAGGAUGUGACGCAACCACACAAUAAUGACAACAUGGAGGGAAGUAUAGGGGGGAGUGAGUCAUUUUUGGAAGUUAGUGGGGCCUCAUCAUAACUUGUUGCACUUUGGAUAUAGACAAAGUGUGGAGGUCAUUUUCAUGGAAAAUUUGUAGGAAGAUGGUUUGUGAAGGAACCCAAAAGGUCAAAAAGUAAGAACAGUAUGGGAGUUUGAUU
This is a messenger RNA of Cynara cardunculus var. scolymus (artichoke), 2497 nucleotides long. Its product is annotated as peroxidase 21. The transcript has a single exon. Gene Ontology annotation, molecular function: heme binding; carbohydrate binding; peroxidase activity. The record is from RefSeq and is a predicted model, not a curated record. Gene Ontology annotation, cellular component: plasma membrane. Bases 51 to 2189 code for a protein of 712 amino acids. Gene Ontology annotation, biological process: hydrogen peroxide catabolic process; response to oxidative stress; protein phosphorylation. Lineage: Eukaryota; Viridiplantae; Streptophyta; Magnoliopsida; Asterales; Asteraceae.